AUGGUUGAAGAUUCCAAGGUCAGAGAUGCUCUCAAAACGGGAGAGAAGAAGUCACUGCCAGCUUCUUUGGUUCCCCAGGCUCCAAUGGUGCUCACAUCUAGGGACAAAGUCACGCAACGUAUGAUCGUCGUACUAUCCAUGGCAUCCCUGGAAACACACAAAAUAUCUUCUUCAGGCCCAGGAGGUGACAAGUAUGCUCUUCUGAAUUGUGACGACCAUCAGGGUCUCCUAAAGAAAAUGGGCCGAGACAUCAGUGAGGCAAGACCAGAUAUCACUCACCAGUGCUUACUGACCUUGUUGGACUCGCCUAUCAACAAGGCCGGAAAGCUGCAAGUAUACAUACAGACCAGUCGCGGUGUUCUCGUAGAAGUAAAUCCUACAGUGCGUAUCCCAAGAACAUUCAAAAGAUUUUCUGGUCUCAUGGUUCAACUGCUUCACAAACUCUCUAUUCGCUCAGUCAACUCUGAGGAGAAACUUCUGAAGGUCAUCAAGAACCCAAUUACUGACCACUUGCCUACUAAGUGUCGCAAGGUGACUCUUUCUUUCGAUGCCCCAGUUAUUCGCGUGCAGGACUUCAUCGAAAAGCUCGACAAAGACGAGAGCAUAUGCGUUUUCGUGGGUGCCAUGGCAAGAGGAAAGGACAAUUUCGCCGAUGAGUUUGUUGACGAGAAAAUUGGUCUCUCCAACUAUCCCCUUUCCGCGUCUGUGGCCUGCUCCAAGUUUUGUCACGGAGCUGAAGAUGCAUGGGGAAUUCUGUAA
This is a messenger RNA of Lachancea thermotolerans CBS 6340, 759 nucleotides long. RefSeq names its product 18S rRNA pseudouridine methyltransferase (gene EMG1). Gene Ontology annotation, cellular component: small-subunit processome; nucleolus. The coding region runs from base 1 to 759 and encodes 252 amino acids. NCBI's taxonomy places the organism in Eukaryota, Fungi, Ascomycota, Saccharomycetes, Saccharomycetales, Saccharomycetaceae. Gene Ontology annotation, molecular function: rRNA (pseudouridine) methyltransferase activity; rRNA binding. The record is from RefSeq and is a predicted model, not a curated record. The transcript has a single exon. Gene Ontology annotation, biological process: rRNA base methylation.